Messenger RNA from Dentiscutata erythropus, 1041 nucleotides. The record is from the annotation of a GenBank genome assembly. NCBI's taxonomy places the organism in Eukaryota, Fungi, Glomeromycota, Glomeromycetes, Diversisporales, Gigasporaceae.
AUGAAGUUAUUCUAUUUAAUUUCAUCUCUUUUCACAAUAAUAAUAACUUUUACUUGGGCGAAUGCUCAACAACUUUGUAAUGGACAUGCAGAACUUUGUAACAAAUCUUAUUCAGCCGUAUCAUUUGUAGCAACACAUAAUUCUUAUGCUUACGGAAAUCUUGUUGCGGCAACUCAAGAUUAUAGCAUUCCAACACAAUUAAAAGAUGGAGUUCGAGGAUUUCUUCUUUCUGCUCUUGCAAGCCCUAAUCCAUCAAGCACUGAUAUAGAACUUUGUCAUACAUCUUGUAGUUUAUUAGAUGCUGGAACUGUAGUAAAUACAUUAAAAAAUUUUACAACAUUUUUACAAAAUAAUCCAAAUGAAGUUAUUACACUUUUUUGGAGAAAUGAUUUUAGUAAUCUUACAGCUACAGAUUUUAAAACAGCUUUUGAUAAAGCUGGUUUAACACAAUAUUGUUUUACUCAGCCACUUGGUUCAGCUUGGCCUACAAUGUCUGAUAUUAUUAGUUCAGGAAAACGUGUUAUGAACUUUCUUGAUUCAGGUGCUGACACGACCACUGUACCAUGGUUAAUGGCGGAAUAUUCAUAUGUAUUCGAAACUCCAUACGAUAAUACAGAUCCUAAUGCUGUUUGGCCAUGUACAAUUGAUCGUCCUAAAGGUCAAAGUCGUCCAUUAUACAUGAUAAAUCAUUUCCUUUAUACAGAAAUAGCAUCUUCAUCAAUAGAAGUUGAAAUUCCAAGUCGAAGCAUUGUAAAUUCAACAAAUAGUCUUAGCUUACAAACUCAAGCUCAAAAUUGUACAAAGAUUUUUGGUAAAGCACCAAAUUUUAUUGCUGUAGAUUUUUAUGAUCAAGGUAGUAAGGAUUUAAAUGUAUUUAGUGUUAUUGCUAAUUAUAACGGUGUACCAUAUACUCCAACAACUUAUGGUGACGGUUCUAUCAAUAAUAAGGUUUCAUCAAAAGCAAAUAGUAUAAAAAUCAAUUUCUCCACUGCUAUUGUUUCUUUAUUAAUCAUUUUUAUUUUUGCUGUUGUUGAAUUGUAA